Coniophora puteana RWD-64-598 SS2 is the source of this 1391-nucleotide messenger RNA. RefSeq lists its product as uncharacterized. NCBI's taxonomy places the organism in Eukaryota, Fungi, Basidiomycota, Agaricomycetes, Boletales, Coniophoraceae. The coding region runs from base 134 to 1294 and encodes 386 amino acids. The record is from RefSeq and is a predicted model, not a curated record. The transcript has a single exon.
GGGCGAAGUAAACUGCUUCGGUGCCAGUCUGGCCCGUGCCAUUGAGCUAUCCUCCAACACCUUGCAGUGUCUUUGGUUGCACUCGGGAGUUGCUCUCUUUCCAGGCUCGGGUCAUUGUCAGGAAUUUGGCUCGAUGUUAGUGGAGAUUCUCCCCAAACUCCAGAAGUUAGAGGCGCUGCGUUUCGACUACUUCGGGAUGCACGAUCCGCGCCCGUCAGGUGAGAUAUUGGACGCUGCAAGUUCAUUACCGAGGUUACGCAUUCUGGAUUUGGUUCCGCUCCCUAAAUUCGACGUUUCCGAGAUCCAGAAGGGGCCUGGAUCAGUAGUUCUAAGGACAAUCGGGAGAUUCGGGAACUUAUCUAUUGGGAACUCUUCGGCCGGGGUGCUUAGCACCGCCAGACAACUUUCGCGCAGGUUAGAUCUGACUUCACCUUUUGCGACAGGACCACCUUCGUCCUUCAAAGGCGAGAAAGGAGGACCAGAGUGGAAAGUCACAGGCAUUCCAUCCGAUGCCCUAGAAGACUCGAUGUUCCCGGACCUCGAGCACCUCUGUGUUCGCGGUGUUAUAUCGGACUUCCAGGGCCUCCUGUCCUACACCGGCCCUUUUCCUUCCAUGUCCCAGCUCAAACUUGACAUCCGGAACAUCGAAGAUGCAAAUUCGUUCUUCUGUAUCAUCACCUCCUCCUUCUCUGCCGAUACUCUAACGGAGCUCAAGGUUAUUCUCGACGGUCCGCCUCGUGUAAUGGGCUCACGAAAGCUCAACCAAGAAGUUUUCGCGCCACUGGCAGCCUUCUCGAGACUUUCUAAGCUUACUAUUAGGUGCAGUGAUACGUUUUCCCUCUCGGGACAGGCUGUUAUCCAUAUCAGCAAGUCGUGGCCAAUGCUUCGCGCCCUCUCGAUCGAUGGACAAGGCUCGGGCCAUAUCAACUUCAACGACUUGGAAAUAUUGCUCGCCAACUGCGCAUUGCUGGAGUUCAUGCACAUCCCGCUCCUUUCGGAGGGAUCGCCGAUCGCAUCCUCCUCCUCCGUCUUAGUGAACUCUUCUCCCCUUGCACCUAGUUCUGUGCGCUCAGAACGCGUUAUGCGGCUGGAGUUGUACGGCUCACUCAUAGAAGAUCCACAAUCUACUGCGGCGAGAUUGGCUGGAAUGUUACCUCGGCUGCAGUUCAUUAGUUGCUCAGGCGGCUUCUCGACGAGGUUAUUCGCGAAGAAGAGUUGGGACAAGCUGAAGGUCAGCUGGCUCGAAACGGAGAACUGUCUGCGAGAGCUUAUUUCGGAAAGGGAGCGGUUUUGAUGGACAAUUUGCUACGUGAUGUCAGAUUAUGUCCGCCUUUGUCGAACGCUCCUGAUACCUUGUAAUCAUAGCCAAGUACCUUGCAAUAUCAUCUCAG